AUGAAUGACGCAGAUUCUCGCAAUUUAUUUGAUAAUAUUAAUAAAAUGAUCAAAACUGUCGAACUUGUGUCAUCACUCGCAUCACAAUUUACCAAUAAACUCGAUUAUAUGCGGCGAAACUCAUUAGAAAACAUGGAUCAAUUUUACAAAAGAAAGAAGCAAGAAUUUGAGUUUCAUCUUCGUCAACAACAGAAGCAGCAAUUGAAUCAGUUAACCUUCUUACGUAAUCGAAUUGUUUUUGGAAUUAAAGAGAAAACCAUCGAUGAACAUAUGUUUGAUCGACUCAAUCAUUUAAUUGUAUCUCUUCAAAACCAAGUGAAUCAAUUUCAAUCUUAUCGAUUAAAUAUUUCUUUUGCAGUCGUCCUUAAUGAUUUUGCUCUUCUUCGAGAUCAUAUUUCCAACUUCAACGAUAUUUUACCCUUAUCCUCUUCGCGAACAACAAUCAAGUUGCCAACGAAGUGUUUGUCGAUGUCAAUGAAAGAGAAUCUUCUCUUGAUAAACACCGAUUUCAAUCUAAGUGUAUUAGAUGAAAAAUUCAAAUUUAUCCAAUCGAUACAAUGGAAUAAUGAACCUAUUUUAAAUAUGUUUUGCUCACAAACACUGAAUCGGUUUAUUCUGAUUACUUCGAAUAGAAUCUUCAGUGUUGAUGAACAAUUAAUAAACAUCGAACGAUUACCAAUCAAUGGAAAGAAUUGGUUAACUGGAACAUGUACAAAUGAGUAUUUGUUUCUCGUAACAUCGAAAAUCAAUUCAAUAAUUUUCAAAUAUUCUUUGUCCGAUUCUUUUCGAGCCAAUCAAAGAUAUCCAUCAUUUGCAAUUAAUUGUCAAGAAAAUGAAUUAAUUCAUGAUUUAUCAUCAAAUAACGAUCUUCUAGCAAUUGUUCUGCGAACAACGUCUCAGCAAAUUCAAUUAGAUUUAUGUUCGCCAGAAACACUCGAACGAUAUUGGUCAUUCGAAUUAAAUUCGAUGAAUGAUUUUCAUUCAUAUCGAUGUUGUCCUUUGAAAUUUCAACAAUGGAUGCUUAUAAAUCCAAAUAAUCGUGAACUUAUUCAUAUUUCCAAUCAAGGAAAACUUGUUAAAAAAGCAAAAUAUCAUCGAUCGGUACCCAUGUAUGCUAUUCAAACAGACGAUGGUCGUUUCAUCAAUAUAAUGACAAACGAAUGUAUUCAUCAACAUCAACUUUAUUGA
Molecule: messenger RNA, 1188 nt
Organism: Adineta ricciae
Lineage: Eukaryota; Metazoa; Rotifera; Eurotatoria; Adinetida; Adinetidae
Source: the annotation of a GenBank genome assembly